CUACCUCACUGCCCCUCCCCCUCUGCAGAAUAAACGGUGAGGAAGUGAAAGUGAAAGUCAGUCUCCAUUUUGUGUGGAGGGGAAAAUACAGCAUUUCAGGAGUAAAAACACAGGUUUGAUUUAACACACCGAUGUUGGAGUGAAGUAAACGUGUGUCCUGCUGUAAUCUGGAGAAGGAGACAUGACCUCCAACAUGAGUGUGUCUGGAGAACAGGACUUAAAGAGAGACGAGAGAAUGAUGGAGGGAAAGAGAUCAGACUCACCAGAACCCAGCUGUGUGUCCAUGAAGAGUGACGAGUCAAUGGAUCUUCCACUUCACUUCAGAGACGGAGCCAGUUCUCCUGAUGUGAGACCACAACAGAAGAAAUCAAACCUCAGCAGAAAUCAGUUGGACUCCAUAUUCAAGGAGCUGGAACACAAAGUCAUCACUCUGAUAAAGAAUGAGCUGAAGAGGUUUAGGAAGCUCCUGAGUCCAGAUUACCCAGCAUGCACUGAGAGGGAGGUGGAGGAUGAGGAGGAUGUGCACAGUGUCAGAGACGGAGCGCUGAAGAUCACACUGCACGUCCUGAAGAACAUGAACCACACAGAUCUCGCUAACACACUGCACAACAAACUCGUCUCUGUGUAUCAGCCAAAGCUGAAAUCCAGCCUGAGAGAGAAGUUUAAAAGAAUUAAUGAAGGAAUCUCACAGCAUGGAAGCUCAGCACUUCUGAAUGAGAUCUACACAGAGCUCUACAUCACAGAGGGUUGGAGUGGAGACGUCAAUAAUGAACAUGAGGUGAGACAGAUUGAGACAGCGUCCAGGAGACCAGCAGCACAGGAGACACCCAUCAAAUGUAACGAUCUCUUUAAAGACAAGUCCAUCAGAAGAGUGCUGACUAAAGGAGUUGCUGGAAUUGGAAAAACAGUCUCUGUGCAGAAGUUCAUUCUGGACUGGACUGAAGGAAAAGCAAAUCAGGACGUCUUCUUCAUGUUUCCACUUCCCUUUAGAGAGCUGAAUCUGAUGAAGCAGAAACAUCUCAGUCUGAUGGAUCUUCUUCAUCACUUUUUCCCAGAAAUAAGAAAACUAGAAGUAAUAGACUGUGACUCCUACAAAGUGGUGUUGAUCUUUGAUGGUCUGGAUGAGUGUCGACUUCCUCUAAAUUUCCAGAAGAAUGAGAGACUGUGUGAUGUGACAGAGUCAGCCUCAGUGGAUGUGCUGCUGACGAACCUCAUCAAGGGGAAUCUGCUUCCCUCUGCUCUCCUCUGGAUAACCUCUCGACCAGGAGCAGCCAAUCAGAUCCCUCCUGAGUGUGUAGACCAGGUAACAGAGGUACGAGGGUUCAGUGAUCCUCAGAAAGAGGAGUACUUCAGGAAGAGGAUCAGUGAUCGGAGCCUGGCCAAUAAAAUCAUCUCACACAUGAAGUCUUCAAGAAGCCUCUACAUCAUGUGCCACAUCCCAGUCUUCUGCUGGAUCUCAGCCACUGUUCUAGAGAGAAUGUUGGGUGAAGCAGAGAGUGGAGAGAUCCCCAAGACUCUGACUCAAAUGUUCACACACUUCCUGAUCUUUCAGAUCAAACACAAGGACCAAAAGUACCAUCAGAAAUGUGACCCUGAUCCUCAGCAGACCAGAGAGAGUAUCCUGGCACUGGGAAAACUGGCUUUCCAACAGCUGGAGAAAGGAAACCUGAUCUUCUAUGAGGAAGACCUGAGAGAGUGUGGCAUUGAUGUGAGAGAAGUGUCAGUGUACUCAGGAGUGUGUACCCAAAUCUUCAGAGAGGAGUUUGGGCUUCACCUGGGGAAGGUGUUCAGCUUUGUACAUCUGAGUGUUCAGGAGUUUCUGGCUGCUUUAUAUGCAUUUUUCUGCUUUAUUUUUAGAAAGACAAAUGUGUUAGUGGAGCAAAGCACUGGACUUUUUAAUUUCUUCAGAAAGUCAGACAUGUGUGAUCUCCUCAGGAGUGCAGUGAACAAGGCCUUACAGAGUGAGAACGGACACCUGGACCUGUUCCUCCGCUUCCUUCUGGGUCUCUCACUGGAGUCCAAUCAGACUCUCUUACGAGACUUAAUGCCACAGACAGGAAGCAGCUCUCACAGCAAACAGGAAACAGUCGAGUACAUCAAGGAGAAGAUCAGGGAGAAUCCAUCUCCAGAGAAAUCCAUCAAUCUGUUCCACUGUCUGAAUGAACUGAAUGAUCAUUCUCUAGUGCAGGAAGUACAGCGUUACCUGAACAGAGGAGGUCUCGGUCGUCUCAGGGGAACCAGAUUCUCUCCUGCUCAGUGGUCAGCUCUGGUGUUUGUGUUACUGAACUCAGAUCAGGAGCUGGAUGUGUUUCAUUUGAGGAAAUAUGACCCAUCAGAGGAAUGUCUUCUGAAGCUGCUGCCAGUGGUCAAAGCCUCCAGAAGAGCUGAAAGAGUUUCACUUUUUACACCAACACGUUACGUCUGCACUGAGGGCGGGGCCAUGUGGACAAAACCUUCUAUCACCAUUUAUUACCUUUUCUCUAAAACUGAUGAAGAAAUGAUCUCUACAGAAUAACUGCAUGUAUUCAUCACUGCUUUCUGAUCCUUUUGUGAUCUAAACACCAGUGAAAGGCACUUUUUCUUUUCUCCUUUUAUUUGAAAGUGACAUUGAACAGAACUUCACAAACGAGAAGAAGAAAAACAGAACACUGUCACCAUGGGAACAAUAUGAAUACAGCAUGUGACACUGGUGAUAUAGAGGAUAUAGGAAAAUAUCUAUCAAUAGACAUGACUGAUUAUUCUAUUUUCUGGUCCUAUGAUGUGUAUCAGCGUAUCACACCGCCCAAUCUGCACUGAGGGACACGUGAGAGUGUCGUGGAAAACAAUCUUUCCAACCUAAGUUAAACUCUUCAGAGACAGAGGGUUUGUAGAUGCCAAAGGUCAUCAAACUUUAUUGAAACAACAAAGUGAGACAGUCUGCAGAAAGUCUGAAUUAUACACACACACACACGUCUUUAUAUACUUUUCUGAAGCAGUAAAAUUAUCCCCAGGCGGGGCAGUAACCUCUUCUUUCUAAAAACAAACCAAUCUCCAUCGCCUUCAUGAAUUAUUCAUAUCUAUAUGAUACCUUACAUUUGUGGUGCAUGCGUUGUCAGUUGGAUUUUCUUAAAGGUUUUAUUGGGACAAGGUCAUUUUUUGCAGCGUUUGCGCCUUGCGUUGAAUUUUCUGAAAGGUUUCAUCAGGACAGGAUUUUUACCCCGUCCCAGAUUUCCCCCUUAUACCUUAAUGACCUUCUGGCUUUAGUCCCAGCCUGGUACACUUCCUCCUGGAAGUCUGAUCUGUUAUUGUGACACUGGUAUUGAAGCUUAAAGGGCUUUGAUUGGAAACACAGUUCUGGUGAAUGUCUAAUUGCUCAUUUAUUGCCAGAGUAAAGCUGCUUUAGACAAAACACACGGUUCUUCUAACUCCGUUUACACAGGACAUACAGAGAUGCAGAAAAACACCUGAUGUUCAGUAACACAUAGACGUCUUCUAGCUCACUACACACUUACAAUAGAACUUGAUUAAAACUCUUCUGUGCUUUUUCACUUUCACACC
Molecule: messenger RNA, 3537 nt
Organism: Ictalurus punctatus (channel catfish)
Lineage: Eukaryota; Metazoa; Chordata; Actinopteri; Siluriformes; Ictaluridae
Product: NLR family CARD domain-containing protein 3
Exons: 7
Coding region: 182-2515 (777 amino acids)
Molecular function (GO): protein binding
Source: RefSeq, a predicted model, not a curated record